Molecule: messenger RNA, 3553 nt
Organism: Brassica napus (rape)
Lineage: Eukaryota; Viridiplantae; Streptophyta; Magnoliopsida; Brassicales; Brassicaceae
Exons: 14
Coding region: 170-3154 (994 amino acids)
Biological process (GO): protein ubiquitination
Cellular component (GO): CCR4-NOT complex
Molecular function (GO): RNA binding; ubiquitin-protein transferase activity
Source: RefSeq, a predicted model, not a curated record
GCAGAGAGAUCAAGGGUUAGAAAAAAGGCGAAAUCUCACAUCCCUCAAAAUCACAGCCAUCCAAUUUCUCUGUUUCGCUCGCAAAUCUCCAGCUUCGCUUUCCUCCUCAUCUCACAAAUCUUCUUCCCUCUGCAAAAUCUCCGAUCGAAUCUUUUCUCAAUUCACAACCAUGAGUGACCAAGGAGAGAAGACUUGCCCACUAUGUGCUGAAGAGAUGGAUCUCACUGAUCAACAAUUGAAGCCUUGCAAAUGUGGCUAUCAGAUUUGUGUUUGGUGCUGGCAUCACAUAGUGGACAUGGCAGAGAAAGAUCAGAUAGAAGGGCGUUGCCCUGCUUGUCGCACUCCAUAUGACAAAGAAAAGAUUGUAGGAAUGACUGUUGAUUGCGACAGUCUGGCCUUUGAAACCAACAUGGAGCGCAAGAAGACUCAAAAGUCAAAAUCAAAACCUUCUGAUGGGAGAAAGCAACUCACUAGUGUCAGAGUCAUCCAGAGGAAUCUUGUUUACAUUGUCGGGUUGCCCCUUAAUCUAGCAGAUGAAGAUCUACUCUAUCACAAAGAAUAUUUCGGUCAGUAUGGAAAAGUUCUGAAGGUUUCCAUGUCCCGAACAUCAUCUGGUGCCAUCCAACUAUUCCCAAAUGAUACAUGCAGUGUAUAUAUUACUUAUGCAAAAGAGGAAGAGGCUGUCCGUUGCAUCCAGGCCGUUCAUGGGUUUAUCUUGGAUGGGAAAUCACUGAAGGCGUGUUUUGGGACAACCAAGUAUUGUCAUGCAUGGCUGAGAAAUGCGGCGUGUGUUAAUCCUGAUUGUCUCUAUCUGCACGAGGUCGGUUCACAAGAGGAUAGUUUCACAAAAGAUGAGGCCAUAUCUUCCCAUACAAGGAGUAGAGUUCAGCAAAUCACUGGAGCAACAAACAUUCUGCAGCACCGUUCAGGGAGCAUGCUACCUCCACCACUAGAUGCUUUUUGCAGUGACAGUUCUUCUGCUAAACCAAUUGCAAAAAUUCCUUCAAGUGUAAGUUCAAGUGCAGUAAGUGUUCCCAGGUAUUCUCCACCUAGUGGGAGUGGGAGCUCUAGCAGAUCCACUGCUCUUCCUGCUGCAGCGGCAUGGGGGACACAUAAUGCAAACCAGCAGUCUUUAGCAACUUCGGUUACCUCAAAUGGAUCUUCUGAUAUACAAAGAGCGACCCCAGUAAAUGGAACCUUGGCUUUCUCUGCUGUUGUUGCAAACGCAGCUCAUGGGCCUGUAUCCUCUAGUAACAUUCUUAAAAGACCAUCAGGCAAAGAAGAAAAUCAAAAAGCUGUUGACAAAAGCAAGCUUAGGGUUUUGAAGCCUUUGCAGCAUAAUGUUGUGGUUGGUUCUGGGUCCAAGAGAACCACCUCACCUGAUAGAGAUUCUCCUAGCAAUCGGUUAUCCAGUUCAACAGACUCUUCCUACGAUGGCAGAGACAUUGACAAGCCUUCAGCUGCUGUGAACUCGUCUGACGAUUCAGAGGAUGGUGUAGAAGAUGGCCCUACUGUAGGCAGCUUGCGUGUUGCUGUUACACGAGAUGGCCCUACUGUAGGCAACUUGUCUGUUGGUGUUUCACAAAUGGAGAUGACUGCAAAUUCCAGAGAUGACCGUCCUGAUAUUGCGAUUAGUAGUGAGUGUGAUCAAGAUUCUAAUAGACAAUCUGAUCAUGAAGUAUCAAAGUUGCCAGAGCUAGAGCAAUGUAAGAUGGAUAGCUCUAUAAACACUGAUGAAAAAUCUUUUCCAUCAGAGACUGGGGUUCCCUGCACAAGGCCAGAGUGGGAUUGGAGAUUAAAUUUGCAAUCCCAAAUGCCAGUCAGCUCAAAAUUGGAUGUGGAGGAUAUGUCAUCAUUUGAUAGCCAAAGGCAUCACCGUGAAGAGGAUGUUACCCACUCGCGGUUUUUGUCUAGUUCUUCCCUGCCUUCUGAAGCUUCAGGUGUAAACGGUUCAAACUUGAGAUUCCCUUCGGAUAGAGGCAGUGAUAGGUUGCAUCUUCAAAAUGGGUUUGGUGAGAAAUCCAUGUUCAAUGUGGAUCACUCUCUGUUUGCUAAUGAAGGCAGGAACAAAGUUCGCAGUGCAGAGGAUGAAAUAAUCUCAAACAUUUUGUCACUCGACUUUGAUCCAUGGGAUGAAUCCUUAACUUCACCCCACAAUUUGGCUGAGUUACUCGGUAAAAUUGAUCAGCGAUCCAGUCCUGUGAAACCUUCAAACCUCCUAAAGCAACAUAACAGCCAGUCUAGAUUUUCUUUUGCACAAGAAUCUAGUAAUCAAGCAUUUGACAGGGAGAACCAUAGCAUUUAUGGGCAGUUUUCAAGAGAGAGGCCUAUUCAAGAGUCUGUAGUGAGCCGAGAUAUUUAUCGGGGUAAUCUCGGGAAUCUAAAUGGAUUUGCUUCAAACUAUUCCGGUGGAUUAGAUAAUGUUUCUGCUAGUCCUUUAUUUUCAUCGUACAAGACUCCUGCAGUUUCACGACCUCAAGUUUCUGCUCCUCCAGGAUUCUCUGCCCCCAGCAGGUUACCUCCUCCCGGCUUCUCUUCACAUGAAAGAGUGGGCCUAUCUUCAGAUACGGCACCAGGAACUCGUUUUCUUGACUCUGCUGCCAUGUUGAGGAAUACAUAUCAAGUACAGCCUCCAGUUGGGAAUCCGAGUGGUGCGAGUGAUAUAGAGUUCGCGGAUCCUGCUAUUCUAGCGGUUGGAAGAGGGAUGGUAAAUGCAGACUUGGAUAUGAGAUCAAGUUUCUCAUCACAAAUGAAUUCUUAUGGGAACGAGACAGGACUCCAAAUGUUGAGACAUCAGUCUAUGUCUGCUGCACAACAAGUCAAUGGGUUUCAUCAUGAUCUCAGAAACUUAUCUCCUUCACUUGCAGAAACUUACGGAUUUAGCUCAAGGCUAAUGGACCAUCAGGCACAUGGAAGUAAUUUAUCUCUUUUCUCACAGCACCCAAGACAACAACCAUCUGCAAAUCCAGUCUUGUCUAAUGGUCACUGGGAUAAGUGGAAUGAAGGCCAAAGUGUAAACUCUCUUGGCAUGGCCGAGCUUCUUAGGAAUGAACGGUUGGGAUUCAAUGGGAGCCUAUACAACAACGGAUAUGAAGAACCGAAUUUUCGGAUUCCAAGUCCGGGAGAUGUGUAUAAUAGAACAUAUGGGAUGUAAUUCUGGCAUGAAGAGAGGUUUUCUGCUUUGUUGGAUUUGCUCUGGUUGGUCCCAAGUUGCUGGAAGAAUCAUCAAAAACUGCUUCCAAUGCUAUUGAGUGAAGAUGCAUGGCCCCAACAUAAUUUCACCAAGAGCAUUUUUGAACUCUAAAGGAGCUGAAGAUGUUGAUGUUUGGUUGCCUUGUUGAUGCAUGCAAGUGUCCAAGUCCACUGGUAACAGAGAUAGAAGUUGUGUCGCCGCUUCUUAUUUGUUUUUCUAUUCAAAACUGUAAUUCAAUUUAGUUCUAAGACAAAUUUUUUCUUUCUCAAACAUAAUUUUAUUCAAAAUCAUAUUGUUAUAGCAAAAACAUAUAUAAAAAGAGAAAAGAAAUCGAAAUAUUACUGUUGAGCAGUUGAACUA